CCCAGGCUGGUGUGUGUCUCGGAAGCGGCGGCCAUCGCACUGCAUGGGACUGAGGUUACCAGAUCUUGUGGUUAUGCAGACAAUAGAUGUGCAAAACAACAACAUUAUAACUGAUCAACAAUAUUUUUGGAUGUCAUACACCAGGCGUUAGUUGGUUGAAGUUGGAAUUUUGUCUGAAUGAAUUUUGAGUAAAGUUGAUUUUGACUGACAUUUUCAUGAAGAGAGGGGAGAAACCUGAGCGACAUAGACAAAUGAGGCCUAAAACAUUCCCUGCCAGCAACUUCUCUGGUAGCAGCCGGCAUAUGUUGCAGGAAAUUCGUGAGAGUCUCAGACACUUGCCCAAACCAUCAGGAGAGGCUGGAAACACGGACCAAAAUGUACUAAAAACAGCAGCAGAAGACUCCAGGCAACAAGGACGGAAUGCUACCAAAUUUGCAACUCACCAAAAAGCGCUUCAGGAGAUCCGGAAUUCCUUAUUACCGUUUGCAAAUGAAUAUAGUUCGUCAGCUCGAGGAGCAGCAGAUGUAAACAAGCAGAUGCUGCAGGACUUAACUGCUGCAGGAUUUGAUGAGGACAUGGUGGUUCGAGCCUUGAAGCAGACCAACAGUCGCAGUAUAGAGGCGGCAAUUGAAUACAUCAGUAAGAUGAGCUAUCAGGAUCCACGACGGGAGCAGAUGGUUGCUGCAGCAGCAAGACCAGUAAAUGCAGGCAUGAAAUCUCUGGGUUCCAAUAACGUUCCACAAGCAGUUAACCGCAAACCAAGCUGGAAGGGAUCUAAAGAAUCUCUGGUUCCGCAACGAAUUGGUCCAUCAUUGAUGGAGGGUGUGGGAUAUCGAGCAGAUAGCCCCGUCUCCCAGCUAGAGAUGGCUAGAUCGAGUUCUGGAAUGGCUGCAUACACUCAGGUUCAUCCUGGAAAUGGCCAGGGGGCUUUGGGACCUGUGAACUCUCAGAGAGGAAACCUUCCUCCUCCGCUUCCAGUGAGGAGUGUAACGCCACCACCUCCUCCCCCCAGGGGCCAUACCCCUCCCCCACGUGGUACGACCCCUCCCCCACCAUCCUGGGAGGGGAGCCAGCAACCAAAACGCUUUUCUGGAAACAUGGAGUACAUGAUGACGCGAAUCUCUCCUGUCCCUCAAGGAACAUGGCAAGAUGGGUUCCCACCACCCAACCUCAAUACUGCCUCCAUGAUGAAUCCACCGCCUCAAGGUCAAAGAGGGAUCAGUCCUAUCCCAUUGGGUAGGCAGCCUAUUAUCAUGCAAAACACAACCAGCAGUAAAUACAGCUACCCAGCAGGCCGCGUAAUACAUCAGAAUGGCACCACACAGCCAGAUGGGUCUACCCCUGCACACUUUGUGUCACACCAAAACGUUAUGGGAGGUAACGCAGUCAAUCGUCAGCCACCUCCCCCAUACCCUCUCUCCCAGUCUAACCGGCAGAGCCCCAGUGCCUUACAAAUGCAAGCUGGGGGGGCAGCUGCUUCUCCCAACUAUAGCAGUAAUCUCAAUGGAAAUAUUCCGCAAUCUGUGAUGGUGCCAAACAGAAACAGCCAGAACAUGGACCUUUAUAACAUUGGUGCGUCUGGCAUACCAGCUUCAUGGCCACAGUCCCCUCCGCCUCAGCCCCAGACAUCGUCAGGUAGUGGCCCAGAGAUUUCUGGUUGGCAUCCUCCUCAAAAUCUCAAUGUACCAGUGAGGUCUAAUUCCUUCAACAAUCACCUUCUAUCCAAUCGCCAGCCUCAUUCGAACUCGCAAACAUCUGCCACAACAGUGACUGCUAUUACCCCUGCUCCCAUUCUGCAGCCAGUAAAGAGCAUGCGUGUACAAAAGCCAGAACUACAGACUGCACUAGCACCAACUCACCCUCCCUGGAUGCAGCAGUCCAUGCAGACGAGUAAUGUUCCUGAGGGUCCAACAGCAGCCAGUCCUCCUGUGACUGAAGCUCCAAGUUAUCCGGCUCCACCUCCACCAUACCCAAAGCAUUUGCUUCAGCAGAAUCAAACUGUGCCACCAUAUGACUCUGCGGCUACAGCCAAUAAAGAGGAACAAGGAGCAAAACAGACCAUGCUAGCGGUGGGUCAAAGCAAAGAGGAGUAUGAAAAGGGCACCGAAUUGGGUGAGCGGUCCAAUGCUGUGGACAAGGAAAAGAAACAGAUAACCACUUCACCUGUCCCAGUGAGGAAGAACAAGAGAGAUGAGGAACGUAGAGAGUCGCGCAUUCAGAUCUACUCCCCACAGGCUUUUAAGUUCUUCAUGGAGCAGCACGUUGAGAAUGUGUUGAAAUCUCAUCAUCAGAGAGUACAUCGCAAAAAACAACUGGAGAAUGAAAUGUCACGGGUUGGGUUGUCAAAAGAUGCCCAAGAUCAGAUGCGCAAGAUGCUAUGCCAAAAAGAGUCUAAUUAUAUUCGCCUGAAAAGGGCAAAGAUGGAUAAAUCCAUGUUUGUGAAGAUCAAAACCUUGGGAAUAGGUGCAUUUGGGGAGGUUUGCUUAGCUCGAAAAGUAGACAGCAAUGCACUGUAUGCUAUGAAAACAUUGAGGAAGAAAGAUGUUCUGCUGCGAAAUCAAGUUGCUCACGUAAAAGCUGAGCGGGAUAUCUUGGCAGAGGCUGACAAUGAGUGGGUGGUUCGACUGUAUUAUUCAUUCCAAGACCGAGAUAAUCUUUACUUUGUGAUGGACUACAUUCCAGGAGGAGAUAUGAUGAGCCUCUUGAUCAGAAUGGGCAUUUUUCCAGAGCCUCUGGCACAAUUCUACAUUGCUGAACUGACCUGUGCAGUAGAAAGUGUUCACAAAAUGGGCUUCAUUCAUAGGGAUAUCAAACCGGAUAACAUCCUAAUUGACCGAGAUGGACAUAUCAAACUGACGGACUUUGGGCUGUGCACUGGCUUUCGAUGGACCCACGAUUCUAAAUAUUAUCAAAGUGGUGACCAUCCUCGUCAGGACAGCAUGGACUUCAGCAAUGAAUGGGGUGACCCUAAGAGCUGCAAAUGUGCAGAAAGACUAAAGCCACUAGAGCGCAGGGCAGCCCGACAACAUCAACGCUGCUUGGCACAUUCCCUAGUAGGCACUCCGAAUUACAUUGCACCAGAAGUCUUGUUGCGGACAGGCUACACUCAGCUGUGCGAUUGGUGGAGUGUUGGUGUAAUUCUGUAUGAAAUGUUGGUGGGUCAGCCUCCUUUCCUGGCACAAACUCCAUUGGAAACCCAGAUCAAGGUCAUAAACUGGCAAGCAACUCUUCACAUCCCACCACCAGCGAAGCUUAGUCCAGAGGCCUCUGAUCUUAUCAUUAAGCUCUGUCGCGGUCCAGACGAUCGGCUUGGAAAAAAUGGCACAGAAGAAAUAAAAGCCCAUCCGUUUUUCAGAUUGAUUGAUUUUUCUAGUGACAUACGCCAUCAACCAGCUCCAUACAUUCCUAAAAUUACGCAUCCAACGGAUACAUCUAAUUUUGAUCCUGUGGAUCCAGACAAGUUAUGGAGUGACGACACUGAUGGAGAAAGCAUCGGUGACACUCUCAAUGGCUGGUACCAGAACGGGAAACACCCAGAACAUGCAUUCUACGAAUUCACAUUCCGGAGAUUUUUUGAUGACAAUGGCUACCCUUACAGCUAUCCAAAGCCAUUGCAGUACGACUAUCCCAACCCAGAAGGUUCAGAGCAUCAAAUGCAAGAUAGGGAUGAAAAUGUUGCAGCAAGUAAAGAAAGCCAAAAUCGAGAGCUGGUGUAUGUAUGAAGGGAGCGUUCAUUCUAACAGAAAACCCUUGCUGAUGAUAAUUCGCAGGGACGUGUUUUUAGUUUUACCAGAAACUUUCAUGUUUGUUUUCAAAAACUUACAGAAAAAUAUAUUUUGUGAGUAUUAAUUUAUUUGAAUGUUUUGAUUGAACAUUUCCAGCAAUUGGAUACAGUGCUGGAUUGAGUGUGCCUAAACACGACACUAGAUUUGAAAUAACGUGGACCAUUUGAUAAAUACUAUUUGAUAAAUAGCCUAUCAGCAAAACUAUCUUUAUAAAUUUCAUCACAUUUACUAAGGUCUUAAACAUUAUUCUGAGCACUCUCAGCUGUUCUUGGAGUUUUGUGUAGGUGAAAUACACAAUAGAUUGUGUUUUUAAAAAAAAUUACACUACAUGUCUGAAUCUUGGACAGUGGCCUUUUAAUGCAGUGCCUUUAAAUAAAUCUGCUUUGCUUUGACCAAAUAUGAAGAAAAAUCAGUUUGGCACAAUUUACAAGAAAAUAAUUUCCUAUUAGAAGUAGUUUAGAACACUAGAUAUUUUUCUAAUUUAUGCUUCAAAUUUAUUUAUAAAUUAUAUGUUGUAUAAACAUUUAAUUUUACUGUAAAUACAGUAACUUCAAUCUUCUCACUUUAUUUUCCAAUGAUAUAGUAAACCUAAGAUCAUUUUGGGUGUAAAUGUUUUGGCAAUCUACUGUUAACAUUUUAGACACAAGUAUGUUUACAUUAACUAACAUUGUCAUCACUAAAUCUUGCCCUGUUCAAGAUUUGAAAUUCAUUUAAUUAUGAAUAUGUGAGUUGGGGGUGGGAUUGUAACGUAGAUCAUUGAAUAUUUACGUGUGAAAUAUUUUAGGUUUACAGUAAACUAUUUUUGGGCUGGCCUACUAAGCUGUUUCCAGUACUCUUAAGCCUAUAUGAGAAGUGCUUUAGUAUGUAUGGCUAGUUCAGCAGUAUUGCAGGAUAGUAGAAAGUAAACGGGUUUACACACUGAGGUAUGACAUGGCAUUUUGUUGUAGAUUCGUUUCCCCUCAUGUUUGUAUUGGUUCAUCUCUGGCUCUGACAUUCAUAACUGUUAAAUUGUACCUUUGCUGAAGGACUGAUAUUGUACAAAGUACUAUCAUUUGUGCCUUGUAUGCUCAGCAUUCGGCAAACCUUGUCUGAUUUUUAUCAUCCUGUACCUAUCCGGCAAGUGGAUCAUUUGAGCUUCAAAAAUGAUACCACGUAGGAAAACUUGGAUCUGUUUUACAAACACAUUGGUUUGUAUUUUCUGUGGAAUGAUCAGUAGUUUUCCUGCUGUGUUUUCUGUCUUCAGUGAUUGUCACCAUGCUCUCCGAUCAACUAGUGUAAACGUCUCUGGGAUGGGCAUAAAAUCUGAAAUGUGAUCAGUGGUGUAAAAUUAUAUUAAAAAUAUUGUUUGAAAAA
Messenger RNA from Callorhinchus milii (elephant shark), 5138 nucleotides. It is a transcript of the gene lats1, whose product is annotated as large tumor suppressor kinase 1. Gene Ontology annotation, molecular function: protein binding; ATP binding; protein serine/threonine kinase activity. The record is from RefSeq and is a predicted model, not a curated record. The transcript is spliced from 8 exons. Bases 216 to 3722 code for a protein of 1168 amino acids. Gene Ontology annotation, biological process: positive regulation of apoptotic process; peptidyl-serine phosphorylation; regulation of organ growth. NCBI's taxonomy places the organism in Eukaryota, Metazoa, Chordata, Chondrichthyes, Chimaeriformes, Callorhinchidae. Gene Ontology annotation, cellular component: spindle pole.